Messenger RNA from Chenopodium quinoa (quinoa), 1704 nucleotides. RefSeq names its product squamosa promoter-binding-like protein 8. Gene Ontology annotation, molecular function: DNA binding. The coding region runs from base 463 to 1323 and encodes 286 amino acids. Lineage: Eukaryota; Viridiplantae; Streptophyta; Magnoliopsida; Caryophyllales; Amaranthaceae. Gene Ontology annotation, cellular component: nucleus. The transcript is spliced from 3 exons. The record is from RefSeq and is a predicted model, not a curated record.
AAUAAAGACAAAGUAAAUAAGUAAUGAGUAGAGUCAAUAAUUGAUUAAAAAGAUACCUUUCCCUCUAUCAACCCCAAAAUUACCUCUCAUAAAGUACCAUACAUGAAAGAGAGAGAGAAAGAGAGAGAUGCUUAUAACUUGCCAAUUGCCAUUACUCAAGUGAGAAAGCAAAGUGUGUGCAACUCCAUAAAGUAUUUUUUUCCAUUUCUCUCAUCUUUCUUACUACUACUUGUAUUACUCUUAUUCAAUCUCUAUUCUUUCUUCAUUAUUCCAUGUUCAUUCCCAACAACAAACUCCCCAUGUUUCCAAACAAUAAUCCCAUCUGUUUCAUCCUUUAUUCCUCUUUCAUAAUCAUCCUUACGCUCACUCUCUUCUGUUCAAACUACGUUACACUACCAAUCAACUAAUUAUUUUAAAAUAACAAUUCACCCCGCUCUUGUAGUAUUCAUUGACCCAAAAAAAAUGUUACGCUACGAAUGGAACAAUCAUUCCCCCCCUCCCCCUAAUCUAAUCCUCUCCGACAUCGAUCUCCACCACCACCAUCAUCAUCAUCAUAAUCAUAACAACAAUCAUGAAUUCACCACCCCAUCACACCAUCACAACCACCACCACCACCACCGUCCAAUCUUCGACGACUCGUUCUCAAUACCCUACGAAAACACUCCCCCACAAAUCCCACUCUUCUCCGACCCACGUGGGUUCCCAACAGCCGGUUCAUCCUCCUUACUAACCCUUGAGUCACUGUCCUCCGUCAUGCAAAUCCCCAAAACCGAACCGGAUCUUUUUACGAACCGUCCCAUUGGUUUGAACUUAGGCCGGCGUACUUACUUCUCCGCCGAUGAUGACCUCGUCAGCCGGCUCUACCGCCGGUCUAGGGCGGUCGAACCGGCGUUGCACUCACCUAAAUGUCAAGCUGAAGGUUGUAAUGCUGACCUUAGCCAUGCUAAGCAUUACCACCGUCGUCAUAAGGUUUGCGAGUUUCACUCUAAAGCUUCUACAGUAAUCGCCGCCGGGUUAACUCAGCGUUUCUGCCAGCAGUGCAGCCGGUUUCAUCUGCUAUCGGAAUUUGAUAAUGGGAAGAGAAGUUGCCGGAAAAGAUUGGCUGAUCACAAUCGCCGACGUCGAAAAUCGAAUAAUCAACGGAUUACUUCUACUGCACCGUCUAUGUCUUCAGGGGAAAAUGCUCAAUCUUCUCCCUCCCAAACUAUUUUAAGGUCUCCAUCGGAUUCGGGGAUGAACUCAUCAUCAUCAGUGACAAUUGCAGUAUCACCGCCAAGGGUGUCAUUUGAUUCAAGUUUCAUGCAAGUAAGGUCAUUUGAGUAGCUUUAGCUAUCAUGUAUGUAGAGGCAAUUAAUCAAUGGGAAUUCAAUCAAAUGGUCAAGAAGAUGGAAUUAGUGGUAUUUCAAUUAAUAAGCUAACAUAGUUAGCUUUAAUUUGAUAGUUAAUUUAUUAAUUAACCAUGUGGAGUAGUAAUCAUUGUAUGUGUAAUAUAGUCCAAUUCAUCUAGUUAACUUAUGGUAGAAGAUCCAUGCUCCCUUUGUGCCGCCUUCAUUCGUCUCAAGGAAUGAGAUUACUCGUUGUUCAAGUUACGAUAAUCUAGUGUGUAGUCAGGGUAAUUUUAAAUAGCAUAUGUAUGUAUGUUAUUGGAAACACCAAUAUUAGUAAAAUUGUCUCAUUCUAUGUCAUUAUACAGAGUAUUAUAAA